Messenger RNA from Fonsecaea multimorphosa CBS 102226, 1662 nucleotides. RefSeq lists its product as uncharacterized. The coding region runs from base 1 to 1662 and encodes 553 amino acids. The record is from RefSeq and is a predicted model, not a curated record. NCBI's taxonomy places the organism in Eukaryota, Fungi, Ascomycota, Eurotiomycetes, Chaetothyriales, Herpotrichiellaceae. Gene Ontology annotation, molecular function: heme binding; iron ion binding; monooxygenase activity. The transcript has 7 exons.
AUGGAUAUCCUCACGUAUCUCCAAUCCCCGCAGAGUUAUCUUUGGGCAGCGCUGUUGGGUGUUGUCCUUCAUUUGACGCUGUUUCGCUAUGGUGAAUGGGACUGGUCUGCGCCAGCUUUGAUCUCGUCCUUUUUCACCACGCAAUUAAUUCUCCUGGGAUUUUUGACUGCCUACGCACCAUCAUGGAAGGCAAUUCUACUGGCAGUGCUCCAUGUGUCGGCUCUAGGGACUUGCCUUCUCGCGGGCACUUCCGCUAGCAUCUUGAUAUAUCGUGGAUUCUUUCAUCGACUCUCCAGAUUUCCUGGCCCCUUUUGGGCACGGUUAUCUGCCAUGUAUCCGACAUCACUUUCCGUCAGGUCCAAAUUGCAUCUUUAUGAAGAGGUUCAAGCCCUGCACAGACAAUAUGGGGAUUUUGUGAGACUUGGACCGAUGGAAUUGUCCAUCGCUGAUCCGCGGGCCGUUCAAGCAGUCAAUUCAGCACAGACUCCCUGCACGAAAGGACCCUGGUACAAUGGAAUGCGACCACGGGUGGCCUUACAAAACAGCCGAGACAAGCAAGAGCAUUCACAGCGAAGGAAAGUCUGGGAUCGGGGAUUCGGUGCUAAAAGUCUUCGCGAUUACGAGCCUCGAGUAGUGUCAUACACCACCGGCUUGAUGAAUGCUAUUGAGGCUCAAAAGGGCAAGCCACUGAAUGUCACCGACUGGUUCAACUUUUACAGCUUCGAUGUCAUGGGCGACCUCGCCUUCGGAAAAUCGUUCGAUAUGGUCAAGAAUGGCGUCAAACAUUACUUCAUGAACUCCCUCAAGACCAACAUGACCAUGGCAGGCUACUUUAAGCACAUUGUCUGGAUUGCACCGAUCUUCAGGUCGACACCGAUCCUUAAUUUCGAGCACAAGAGAUUCUGGAAGUUUGUCAAUAGCCAAGUGGAUGAGAGAAUGAAGAUGAAACCAGAUAAGCCGGACGUGUUCUCUUAUCUGCUUGAAGAAUAUGAAAAACAAGAGCCCAAGACGGCUCAAGGCUUAAUGAAUCUUCAGGCUGAUGCCUAUUUGAUUGUCGUUGCUGGAAGCGAUACCACCGCCGCGACCCUGACGAGCCUCUUCUUUCAUCUAGCUACGGAACCCCAUUUGCUGACCGAGCUUCGGAAACACGUGGAUCCGCUGUUCGAGGCCGGGGAAGUCGAUUCUGUCGCCCUAUCGAAGAGCAAGCAUUUGGAUGCCGUCAUCAACGAGGCUUUGCGUCUUCAUCCUCCCGUGCCUUCAGGCGUCCAGCGGUUGACUCCCCCCGAAGGCAUGAUCAUCGGUGAAACAUUUGUUCCUGGGAACACAAUUGUAUAUGUUCCAUUCUACACUCUGUUUAGAGACGAGCGAAAUUUCAGAAGACCAGAGGAAUUCAUCCCUGAGCGAUGGACCACAAACCCCGAAUUGACCGUGGAUGCUUCGGUCUUUGUCCCCUUCUCCUAUGGUAAGUGCCCGUAUAGCUGUAUCGGCAAACAGCUCGCCUUGAUGGAGCUUCGAUAUGUCACAGCUUACAUAGUGCAUCAGUACGACUUCACUCUGGCCCAGGGGGAGGAUCCAGCCAAGUUCACUCGCGAUAUGACUGAUGGAUUUACUCUUGCCUGCCCACCUCUGAGUCUUGUCUUCACCGAAAGGAAAACAGCUUGA